AUGAUAGUCUUGAGGCAUGACAUUCGUUGGGUUUCAUACGGGAGAAAAUCAGAGCUAAAAUCAAACACAUGGACAGGUAGUCAGAACAAGGUCCAUCAUAUACAUAGUAAAAUUAAUACAAGGGCAAAUAUUCAUGAGUGGAGUCCAUUUGGAAUAGCCUGCAGUGACAAUGUAUGUCUUCAGGCACACAUAACUCAUGUUAGGGGGAAAACGUAUAAUUUUACAAAAUGUGAAACAUUCAGAAAUAACUCAAUCCAUGGUGUGCAGAUGCAGUCCUGUACUGUAGAUAAGAAUUAUUAAGGUGGAAAAACCUCUGCCCCUGCUCCAAAUUCUGGUUCACACAAGAAUUAUACUGGAGAGAAAAGUCAUGCGUGUCCCAAAUGUGGAAAAGCUUUUACUUCUCAGUAAUUUCUUAUGAGACAUAUGAAAAUUCACACUGGAGAAAAACUUUAUGAAUGUAACAGUGGGAAAGGCUUUAGAUAUUCCCUAUACCUUAAUAAGCAUUUAAUGAACAUUGCAUGGAAGCCCUAUGACUAUAACAAAUGUGGGAGCCUUCAACAAGCCUCAAAACACGCACAUAUAAGGAGUCACACUGGAAAGAAACCCUAUAAAUGUGACAAAUGUGGAAAAGACUUUGCAAAAUCAUCAGAACUAAACAUCAUCUUAAGUUUUACAAAUAGUAAGAAGCCCUGUGAAUGA
Molecule: messenger RNA, 699 nt
Organism: Callithrix jacchus (white-tufted-ear marmoset)
Lineage: Eukaryota; Metazoa; Chordata; Mammalia; Primates; Cebidae
Product: zinc finger protein 114
Source: RefSeq, a predicted model, not a curated record